Messenger RNA from Opisthorchis viverrini, 372 nucleotides. RefSeq lists its product as hypothetical. The record is from RefSeq and is a predicted model, not a curated record. The transcript is spliced from 6 exons. NCBI's taxonomy places the organism in Eukaryota, Metazoa, Platyhelminthes, Trematoda, Opisthorchiida, Opisthorchiidae. The coding region runs from base 1 to 372 and encodes 123 amino acids.
AUGUCAUUCAAGCGAACUCAUCAGAAAAACCGGUUGUCAAAUUGGGCAACCUGCUUUCCCAGUACGCUCACUUAUUCACCUUCACCGCACAUUAUGCGUCGGCAACGGGCGGAACAUUCCAUCAGCUACCGACCAAUACCCCGACCACCUCUAUUCCUCACUGGACAUAUAACUUUGAUGGGGUCUAGGAGGCUGCCGGACUGGAAACCGACCUAUCGCGGCGCUAAAGAUCCUCCACAGGGGCCGGGCGGAGCCUACACCGGAUGCGGCCAGAAGAGGUCGUUGGAGGAUGAACUUGAUCUCCGCGAAGGAGAUUACUUGCUUAAUACUUCUUCCUUGACCAUGCAUCGUGUGGUACCGCCCAACGACUGA